Molecule: messenger RNA, 390 nt
Organism: Closterium sp. Naga37s-1
Lineage: Eukaryota; Viridiplantae; Streptophyta; Zygnematophyceae; Desmidiales; Closteriaceae
Source: the annotation of a GenBank genome assembly
AUGAGACUGGAAGCAUUCGCUCCGCUGCACCUCUCAACCCCCACCUCGUUCCCCGUCCUUCCCCCCUCCAACUCCCCACAGCUCAUCCGCCGCGGCUCUGCUUUUGACUUCGCACAUCGCUCCCACGCCAUGAGGCUCGAAGCAUUCGCUCCCCUGCGCCUGCCAAGGCAGCAUGCAGUGAGCGACGCCCAGCCGCUGCCCUCCCUGGUCGGGCUGCAUGUGGUGGAGGUGACAGCUGCUGCUGCUGCUGGGACUUACACGGAAACUGCUGCUGCACUCAGCUCAUUCGCUGACCUCAUUGCCCCUUUGGUUCGUCUUUCAAAGCCCACCAUCUCUGCUGGUCUCUCGCCUGCUGCUGCUUCAACUGCUGCUGCCGUUUGCCCUGCCUAG